CAGGCGCCGAGAGCCAGCGGCGGACCGGCGGCGUGAGCCCUCCUGCAACCCGCGCCGGGGCCCAGAGGCAGUGGCUCCUCGCCCGCACCCCGGCCUGGCCUGGUAGUCAGGGGCCCGAGAGCAGAUCCCGAGGCCGCCUCCGACGAGGGCUAGCCCUUUGGAAGGCGCCUUCAGCAGCAGGACCAGGCAGGCCACCAUGACCGAGAACUCCAUGUCCACUCCUGCGGCCAAGCCCAAGCGGGCCAAGGCCUCCAAGAAGUCCACAGACCACCCCAAGUAUUCAGACAUGAUCGUGGCGGCCAUCCAGGCGGAGAAGAACCACGCGGGCUCCUCGCGCCAGUCCAUCCAGAAGUACAUCAAAAGCCACUACAAGGUGGGUGAGAACGCCGACUCCCAGAUCAAGUUGUCCAUCAAGCGCCUGGUGACCACCGGUGUCCUCAAGCAAACCAAAGGGGUGGGGGUCUCGGGCUCCUUCCGGCUGGCCAAGAGCGACGAACCCAAGAGGUCAGUGGCCUUCAAGAAGACCAAGAAGGAAGUCAAGAAGGUGGCCACUCCAAAGAAGGCAGCCAAACCCAAGAAGGCUGCCUCCAAAGCUCCAAGCAAGAAACCCAAAGCCACCCCAGUCAAGAAGGCUAAGAAGAAGACGGCUGCCACGCCCAAGAAAGCCAAAAAACCCAAGGUUGUUAAAGCCAAGCCCGUCAAGGCAUCUAAACCCAAGAAGGCCAAACCAGUGAAGCCCAAAGCCAAGUCCAGUGCCAAAAGGGCGGGCAAGAAGAAGUGACAAUGAAACCUUUCCCCCCUCUUCUAUUUUCUGUAAAUACUUUUCUCCUUUCUUCUCUCUUGAUCCUCAUCUGCAGCCCUUUGCCCAUCCUGGUCUGACUUUAUAAGGGACAGAUUUGGAUUCCUCGGAAAUCAUGGAAUAAUUCCUUUUUCCCUAACCAGUUGUGCAAGGACAGCAGCCACCAAUCUCAUCUGCACAAGGAUGAGGAUGCACUUGGACUUCGUCUUCUUGAUUUGCCAUUCAUCUUAGGGAUUGGGAUCUGGGUGGGCUCUGUUUUGUUGGGUGGCUUGUUUGUUGUGAAGGUAG
Molecule: messenger RNA, 1087 nt
Organism: Castor canadensis (American beaver)
Lineage: Eukaryota; Metazoa; Chordata; Mammalia; Rodentia; Castoridae
Product: histone H1.0-like
Biological process (GO): chromosome condensation; nucleosome assembly; negative regulation of DNA recombination
Cellular component (GO): nucleus; nucleosome
Molecular function (GO): double-stranded DNA binding; structural constituent of chromatin; nucleosomal DNA binding
Source: RefSeq, a predicted model, not a curated record